Pedinophyceae sp. YPF-701 is the source of this 714-nucleotide messenger RNA. The record is from the annotation of a GenBank genome assembly. Lineage: Eukaryota; Viridiplantae; Chlorophyta; Pedinophyceae.
AUGCAGGCCGCAGGCGUGGCGCGGCCGGUCCAGCGGGCGGCCGGGAGCGCGGCUGCGCGCGGAGCUGCGGGGCGGCGGGCCCUCGCCGUGCCGACGCGCGCGCGCGGCCCGUCGAAGACGGCGAUCGGGUCGCGGACGGCAUACAGAGGGGCUCUCUCGAGCGGCGCGUCCAGCAGCGCGGUGUUCCGGUCCGCAGGCACCGCUCCGAGCCGGCGCAACGUCAGGGUCGCUGCCCGCAACGGCGACGUCGACAUCGCGGACCGCGUCAUCUCCUCGCUCGUGUACCUCCUGCCGCUCAUGGACGGCAUCCGCUACGGCCGGUACUUCUUCAUGGAGUUCCCGUCGUUCGCGCGGCUGCUCUCGCCGCUGGAGCCCCUGGUCUCGCUGUACUACGGCAUCCCGUUCGGCGGCUUCGUGCUGUUCCUGGCUGUGCAAUUUGGCGUGGUGAGCAACCUGUCGCUGUCGCGGUUCAUCCGCUACAACGCGAUGCAGGCCGUCCUGCUCGACAUCCUGAUCAUCAUCCCGGACCUGUUCCUGCGCAUCAUGGGCGCCCCCACGUCGCCGGCGAUGGUGCAGCUCCGGGUGUCUGCCUUCAACACUGUGUGGCUGUUCGUGUUCGCGUGCGUGGCGUACGGCAUGUCGUCGUGCCUCGUCGGCCAGAGCCCGCGCCUGCCGCUCGUGGGCGACGCCGCGGACCAGCAGGUGCCGCCUUGA